GAGGGACGCUCCUCCUGGAAAACCUUGUGGAGCAGUGCAUCUCCUCCGAGUAUUAUUAGUAACUCUUUAUUAUUUUCCACCGUUUUUCCCCACCGUGUUUUUUGAUUCAGGCUCGGGGAGGUAGGCUGGCUCUUCUCUUCGGUGUAUAUAAACUUAGAGGGACAUUAUGGAGCUCUGCUGGAUGUUAACGGACUCUAUCUCCGUCCUAGAAGCCGGGCAGCAGCCGCUUUUCACAUCUAGCAGCUAGCGUCUGCUUUUAUCCUUCGGCUGCUUUUACCAUUCUUCCUUUUUUUUCCCACCCGACGACUGCCCUCGGAAAGCGUCCCCUCUGUUAGCUAUAACUCGGUAUUUAGUUACAAACCUCCUUAUCUGAGUAUCAGUUUCGAGGACACGAUGUUUAGGAUUAAGUGGUAACAGUUUAAGUUGAGAAGUUUUUAACCGGUCUUUAAUCAACAAUGAAGUCUCCUCUGGCUCCCGGGAUUCGACUGAUCACCUCCUUCUCUCGAGACAGCUGGUAUCGAGGUUUUAUUCUCUUCCUUACAUUCCUCUUCUACACUGCCUACCACCUGUCAAGGAAACCUAUCAGCAUUGUAAAGGGUGAGCUGCAUAGAAACUGUUCUUUAGUCAUCCGACCGGCUGACCUCAACAUAACCAACAAUGAUACCUGGUGUGACUGGACGCCAUUUGAUCAGGACAACUAUCAGACCCUGUUUGGAGUCCUGGAUAACUCCUUCCUCAUUGCCUAUGCCAUCGGCAUGUUUUUCAGUGGGAUCUUUGGAGAGCGCCUUCCUCUGCGGUACUACCUGAGUUUUGGGAUGCUGAUGAGCGGAUUUUUUACGUGCCUCUUCGGGCUCGGCUUCUACUGGAACAUCCACUCCUUAGGGUACUAUGCCUUCGUGCAGGUCAUGAACGGGCUCAUGCAGACCACCGGUUGGCCCGCUGUGGUGGCUUGUGUCGGCAACUGGUUCGGAAAGGGGAAACGUGGUUUCAUCAUGGGCGUUUGGAACUCCCACACAUCCGUGGGAAACAUCCUGGGCUCCCUCAUCGCCGGAGUCUUCGUCUCCUCGGAAUGGGGAAUGUCCUUCAUCGUCCCAGGACUCAUCAUCGCCUCGACUGGGAUCCUGUGCUUCUUCUUCCUGGUUGAAAGGCCUGAAGACGUGAACUGCUCUCCUCCUCAGCAUCAUAUUGUCCAGGAAAAUGGUGAGACCGAGCCUCUGCUGCAAAACGGAAAUGGAAACGGAAACAUCAAUGGCGCCGUCUCAACAGAGAUUCCAGAGAUCGUAGAGGAACACUCUGAGGCCAUCAGUUUUGUUGGAGCUCUCUCUAUACCUGGAGUGGUGGAGUUCUCUCUCUGUCUCAUGUUUGCCAAAUUGGUCAGCUACACCUUCCUGUACUGGCUUCCUCUGUACAUCUCAAAUGUCGCUCAUUUUCCAGCUAAAGAAGCUGGAGAUAUGUCAACAUUAUUUGAUGCAGGAGGGAUUCUGGGAGGCAUCAUGGCCGGCCUGGUGUCUGACUUCACUGGAGGAAGAGCCUCAACCUGCUGCGUCAUGCUGAUUCUCGCUGCACCAAUGCUCUUCGUCUAUAAUUACAUCGGACAAAGGAGUCUCGGGAUCACAAUUGGUAUGUUGCUCCUAUGUGGCGGUCUGGUUAACGGACCUUAUGCCUUGAUCACCACAGCUGUAUCUGCUGACCUGGGAACACAUGAAAGUCUAAGAGGAAACUCCAGAGCUUUAUCAACAGUCACUGCAAUCAUUGACGGCACUGGAUCAAUAGGUGCAGCGUUGGGUCCUCUAUUUGCUGGUUUGAUCUCUCCUACUGGGUGGAAUAAUGUUUUCUACAUGCUCAUCACUGCUGACAUCUUAGCCUGCCUGUUUUUAACUAGACUCGUCUUCAAGGAAAUCAAAGGCUGGUGUGGACAACUCUCCCGAUCCAGAGGACUCAGAUGACUACCAGGUGCGUCCACCGCUGCAUCUGCAGGAGCUGGGCUGAAGGUUUAAAAAUGAUCUACUCAAACAAUGAAAACAAACUGGAACCAAAACCAUCACUGAACCAGAUAUCACCUCACUGUACAAAGGAAACCAAGCCGGAAGAUUUAAAGCCACGGAGUUGAUGAUCAAAGCCUUUUUAUUGUAAAGUAACUGAGACAAUGACUCUCAGAAACAGGUUUUAAAUGCCUAUUUCUUACUUGUAUUGUUCUUUUAUGUUAAACCUGUAAAUACCUUUGUCUUAAUCUUGUAUUUUUUUCUGUCUCACGGGUAACUCAUUUAGAAAUCCAAUUAUCUCUAUCGGGGUGCUCAGACUUGCUGUAAAAAUUUUUGCUGCACAUUUCAUUAUGAAAUAUAA
Cyprinodon variegatus (sheepshead minnow) is the source of this 2343-nucleotide messenger RNA. RefSeq names its product solute carrier family 37 (glucose-6-phosphate transporter), member 2 (gene slc37a2). Gene Ontology annotation, molecular function: glucose 6-phosphate:phosphate antiporter activity. Gene Ontology annotation, cellular component: endoplasmic reticulum membrane. Gene Ontology annotation, biological process: glucose-6-phosphate transport; phosphate ion transmembrane transport. The transcript is spliced from 19 exons. The record is from RefSeq and is a predicted model, not a curated record. NCBI's taxonomy places the organism in Eukaryota, Metazoa, Chordata, Actinopteri, Cyprinodontiformes, Cyprinodontidae. Bases 456 to 1946 code for a protein of 496 amino acids.